AUGCCUAGUCCCACCCACUCAAUUCACAUUAUUGGGCUAGGCAGUAUUGGGUCAUUUGUGGCCCAUUCUUUGAGAUCUCUGCCAACCCCACCGCCCGUGACCCUGCUCGCCCAUCGGCCAGCUCUGUACCAGGAAUUCGCUUCGCGAGGCUGGAAAAUAGGACUGCGACUUACAGAAGAUGGGGCCCUGCAAGAGAAGGGUGGAUUCAAUGGCGAAUUAAUAGGCAAGACAGCCUCUUCAGACCCAAUUCAUAAUCUGAUCGUUGCCGUGAAGGCAUCUGCCACGGUGUCCGCUCUUGAGCCCAUCAAGCAUCGACUCGGUCGGCAUUCGACAAUAUGUUUAUUUCAAAAUGGCAUGGGACAAAUUGAUGACCUAAAUGAACGCAUUUUCCCCGAUGUUUCAACUCGGCCAACUUACAUGUUGGGCAUCAUGCGUCACGGAGUCUACAUGAGGUCCCCAACGGAGGCUAUUCUGGCAGGAGCCAAUGGUGCUGCUUCUCUUGGCAUCGUUGGCAAUGACAACCAGAAGUCAAGAAAAUCACAGGCCGAUUUUCUCAUGGAUAUCCUUCUCCGGGCACCUUCUCUCAAUUGUGAACGUUUGCAGUGGGCGGAUCUAUUGCAGGCGCAAUUAUUCAAGUUAGCAGCGAACUGCGUGCUUAAUCCGUUAACGGCGAUCCUUGAUGUGAGAAACGGUUGCAUCAAAGAUAAUCAGGACCUCUGGCCUCUGCAGGGACGUCUUCUCAAAGAGAUAUCUGCAGUCUUUCAGAGCUUGCCCGAGCUUCAGAGCCUGCCGAUCGACCGCGAUCUCUUUUCGGUUCCUUCACUUAAAUCUGUUGUCUCUGAUACCAUCGAUAAGACAGCGCAGAACUCAAGUAGCAUGCGUGAAGACAUGCGAAAGGGACGGCAGACUGAGAUUGAGUAUAUCAAUGGCUGGAUCCUCAGGCGUGGCAAGGAACUGGACAUUGAUUGUGAGACGAACGCUUGUUUGACUCAGCUCGUUCUCGCAAAGAGCCGGGUAGGAACCAAUGAUGGUGCUAGAUGA
Molecule: messenger RNA, 1041 nt
Organism: Penicillium cinerascens
Lineage: Eukaryota; Fungi; Ascomycota; Eurotiomycetes; Eurotiales; Aspergillaceae
Exons: 1
Coding region: 1-1041 (346 amino acids)
Biological process (GO): pantothenate biosynthetic process
Cellular component (GO): cytoplasm; mitochondrion
Molecular function (GO): 2-dehydropantoate 2-reductase activity; NADP binding
Source: RefSeq, a predicted model, not a curated record